AUGAGCGACGUCACCGAUGAGGAGCUGGCGGCAUGCGUUGCAACGCUGCAGAAGCUGCACGGAGAGCAAGCUCAUGAGCAUUUCCAGUCGUUGCCGCGCUUUAAGUCGCUGCGAACGGCGUUGAUCCCUCUCAUUGCCGAUCUGCGCGCCAAGUUCUUCCAUGGGAACUCGACGGCGAGUGACAAUUCUCGCCAGGAGCGCAAGAGAGCCAAGAAGGUAGAGCGAGCAAGACAGAAGGCGCUGGAUCAGCAAUACGUGAACAAUACUAAGCUGCGUGCGGAACGAAUCGCGCGGUUAGCGGCUCUGCAGACGCAGAAUCCACUUUUGGCCAAUGUUCCGGACGGAGUCGCGGCGGACGAACCGAUGCUAUUGAAGGAGAAGGGAGAAGAAGAGAAGAAAGAAGAGGAAGAAACGGAGCAACUACAUUACCAUCGCGCGUGUUAUGCGUGUAAAGUCAAGUUCCGCAAGCUGCAUCACUUCUACGACCGAUUGUGUCCUUCCUGCGCCGAACUUAACUACAAGAAGCGUCUGCAAAAUGCCGAUCUGCGUGGACAUGUUGCAGUUGUGACGGGUGCGAGAGUAAAAAUUGGCUACGAGAUUGCACUGAAAUUGCUGCGAAGUGGAGCGACGGUAGUGGCCACGACGAGGUUCCCCAAGGAUGCUGCUUUUCGGUAUGUCAAGGAGCAGGACUUUGAAGUCUGGAAGGAUCGACUGCAGAUUUACGGCAUGGACUUCCGUGAUCUGGGUGUGAUUGACAAGUUUAUGGAUCAUAUUGAAGAGACUCAUGGCAGUCUCGACAUCUUGAUCAACAACGCCACUCAGACGAUUCGACGUCCUGUGCACUACUAUAAACAUCUGAUUGAGUGCGAGGUAGCACCAGUCCCGGAAGACAUGACUAAGGUCAACCAGAUUCUGCGGGGCAAUGCAAACCUUCUUGGUAAUGUCUCAGGUGAGAGUGACAGCGUGUCUGUCAACGGUACGGCAAUGGUUAACACCAGUGGAGCCUCGUCGACAGCGACCUAUAUUGGGUCAACAUCUGCGCCUGCAUCCGUGCACCUAUCGCAGAUGGCUCUUGUUUCUGAAGACCAACAUUCUACGGAGACAGAGAUUUUGUUUCCAAAGGGUCAAGUGGAUAACAACCAGCAACAGGUAGACCUGCGCACCUCGAAUUCGUGGGUCCAGAAAAUCAACCAGAUCGAAACGAUGGAGCUGGUGGAAGUGUUUGCCAUUAACACGAUGGCGCCCUUUAUCCUCAACAAACGUGCUAUCUCUCUCCUCGAAAAGAGCUCGAACGAACGCCGCUUUAUCAUUAACGUCAGUGCGAUGGAAGGCAAAUUCUACCGGACCAAGACGCCGAAUCACCCGCAUACCAACAUGGCUAAGGCUGCGGCAAACAUGAUGACGAGAACGUGUGCUGAAGAUCUUGCCCAGAAAGACAUUUACAUGUCCAGUGUCGACACAGGCUGGAUCAACGACGAGAACCCCCGCGACGUGGCUGUUCGCAUUGCUGAUACUCACAACUUCCAGACGCCACUGGACGAGAUCGACGCUGCCGCUCGUGUUCUCGACCCGAUUUUCUCUCUACAUCAAGAAGGCAACACUGAAAAACCGCUAUUCGGUCAGUUCCUAAAGGACUACGCAGUCUCCGAGUGGUAA
Molecule: messenger RNA, 1656 nt
Organism: Phytophthora infestans T30-4
Lineage: Eukaryota; Oomycota; Peronosporomycetes; Peronosporales; Peronosporaceae
Exons: 4
Coding region: 1-1656 (551 amino acids)
Source: RefSeq, a predicted model, not a curated record